AAACCGGAGCAGCUAGGCCGGACGCUGGAUCAGAUGGAAAGUUCAAUCGAUUAAAUUUGUCCACUUGUUUUUUUUUUUUUUGUUUUGUUGUUGUCGUCGUGCAUGUUCCCGCUCGCUUGUGAAACGACGAACUUAAAUGCGGGCGUUUUUUUGGCGUGAAGUAGGAAAUGCAGAGAUCGUGUGAAACGAGAGGAUUAUCAGCUUGACUUCUUUGGUCGCUACUUCGGACGCGGAACUCCACUUCGCUAAAAGGUGAAUCAUGACAGAGUAUAAGCUGGUUGUGGUGGGAGCUGGAGGCGUUGGCAAGAGCGCGCUUACCAUUCAGCUCAUCCAGAACCACUUUGUGGAUGAAUACGACCCCACCAUUGAGGACUCCUACAGAAAGCAGGUGGUCAUCGACGGAGAGACGUGUCUGCUGGACAUCCUGGACACUGCAGGUCAGGAGGAGUACAGCGCCAUGAGGGAUCAGUACAUGAGGACAGGCGAAGGCUUCCUCUGCGUCUUUGCCAUCAACAACACCAAGUCCUUUGAAGACAUUCACCACUAUAGAGAACAGAUCAAGCGGGUGAAGGACUCCGAGGACGUCCCCAUGGUGUUAGUGGGGAACAAGUGUGACCUCCCGUCCCGGACAGUGGACACCAAGCAGGCUCAGGACUUAGCACGCAGCUACGGCAUUCCCUUUAUCGAGACCUCAGCCAAAACCAGACAGGGCGUUGACGAUGCCUUUUACACAUUAGUGCGAGAAAUCCGGAAGCAUAAGGAGAAGAUGAGCAAGGAGGGCAAAAAGAAGAAAAAGAAGUCCAAGACAAAGUGUACACUUAUGUGAAUAAUCAGCCCCUUUUCAAGACAGACUAAAAAAAAAAAAGAGAGAAAAGAAACUAUGUUGAACAGUUCAAGUAAUACAUUUUGUACAUUACACUAAAUUAUUAGCCUCUUUCUCAAUACCCACCAUACUGAAUACUAAAACCUGACCUGAAGUUUCUGCCUUUCUCUUAUUUGCUACUUUGGUCACCGAUAAGCUCCGUCUUCAGUUUUAGUGCCAGUCGCUGACAUGUGUUGGUCCAACAGCCCGAUGAGCUCUAAGAUAAUUUGGAUAAUCUCACGCGGAGCUGGGAGCUUAAAUGACGAAUUAUUCAUUACCGAGUUUUGAGUUAGUUUCCCCCCUCUUUGCUCGAAAAGGUCGUGGCCUGCAAAUGUUCUGUAACGCCCCUUUUUAAAGUACGGGAUGCCAAAGAAUGAAUUUUCAAACGUAGACAAAACGGAAGAGAAGGACCAACGUUCAGCCAGAUGAGAUCCAAACGUCCCAGCCACUGUGUAAUGCCCCCACCUGCCCCCCGUCUCUAAUGACCUCUAGGUAUGACUUAGUUAUGUCACUGUUCAGUAUGCAUGCGAACUCCUACCCUUCUCCGAAUGUUUUAACACCCUAAUUAGCUAUUAAUUAAUUUGCAAUUUAUCAUUGCUUUGUACUGUGUGGGGAGUGAUUUCUUGCCUUCAUGAGACGAGAUGUGUUUUGUUUUUCUUUUUCUUUUUGCAUGCGUUGUGUCCUAGAUGACAUGGGUAUCGCAAAACUGACUCUGGUUGAUGCAUUGAACAGCCAGCAACGAGGAACUCGAGUGGACAUCGUACAGUCUGCUUUUUCACGUUUCUAAAAAAUAAAAUAGAAAAAAAAGUUAAUAUUUGCUUUUGUGAGAGAGAAAUCUGCCAUUUUUUUUCUUUUUUUUUUUAGGAAAUAAAUGACAAAUUCAAAGAUUCAUGAUGAUUUCUAACCCAUUUUGUCGUCAUAAAAUGGGACUAACAGCCAGGUUUUAUGUUGGUCUUUUUAUGUUGCAGAGAUUUAUGCCUUCUUUGACCGUACUGGUUAAAAUAUUCCCGCUUUUUCUUUAGGCUCAGCUGUAGGAUGGCUGUGAUUCAUCCCGACUUGUCAGCACGCUCCUCCUAGAGGACUUCACAUUACCGCAGAAUGUUCAGUUAAAUGCUAAAUUUGAGGAUUCACGAGCGUCCAGUUGCUGGCCAUAGAGGUGUCACACCUUGCACACUUUUCCUAAGCUCGCUUGCUCGCGACUGGCUAGAAAGCUAAAUGCAUCUUUUGAGCAGCUGUCAGGAAUAUUUGCCUCGGUGUGGUGUCGCAGAGGUUGUUCAAAACGUUGUCCAAAUGGGUUUUCAGAUUCUUUCCCCAUGCCGAGCUUCUUCUUUUUUUUUUUUUUUGGGAUUCAUUUGCUAAAGUGUUGAAAUUGUUUGGUGGCCUGCCUUUCAACAGAAAUGAUUGUCCAGCAAAAAUAAUUUGUCAUCUUCUCUCGGAAAAAAAACAACAACAACUUGUGUAUCGUGGUGAUUUAACUGGAACGGAUGUUUGUAAAUGAGGCUGUAAUUGCCAUAAAAUUGGUUUCUAGAGAAAAUUGUCCGAAUUUAUUUAAAGUCCUGGUUGCUUUCUCGGGUCACCCCGUGUGUCACCUUCCUUCAUUGUAUUUACAAAGCGUCCGCCUGGGGAUUUUUAUUUGCCUUUUAUCUUUGCAUUAGGUGCUACAUUUAGACGGUAGGAAGAGCCGAGACCACAUUUACUUUGUCCUGCGUGUACGCCAGAGAUACACGAAAUGCUGUUUUUUAGGGGAGCGGCGAUAUUCACACAAGAGAAUCCAGACACGAUACGUUUUGCUUUCAGGAUUAAUGGAUUUUGACCCAGUUUAUUAUUACCUCGUUUUUUCAUGAAGUAGAUAAUAACUGUUAAUGCAAUUUUAAUUAUGGAACCCUCCUGUUAACAAAUACUGUUUCAAAAGUAGUUUUACUGUAAUGUUUGAAAUGUUCCUCUUCCUUUAUUGCGUGCCAACAGCUGAUUUCUGAAAUGUAUCAUUUAUACCUGGAUCGUAUUUUAACAACCUUUGUAUAGUUGUGAUACUGAAAGGUGCAUAUUUUGUAAAUUGUGCUUCAUUUCGUUGGUGUGUCUAAAUGAAUGUUGCUUUAAUGGAGUUUCACUCCGCUCUGUGUAUGUGACUAGAGAGUGUGACUGGGUCCAGGUCUAGGGAAGUGAAUGAAUGACCACUUUACAACCAACCUGUUGUGGGCAGUGUAGAGUGGUGAUCUGAUCUCAAAAUGAGUCUAUUUUUUGCCAUGAAUCUCACCACUCCUAUUUAAUGUGUAAUAAAGAACAAAGUAAAGAGGAACCAAA
Stegastes partitus (bicolor damselfish) is the source of this 3163-nucleotide messenger RNA. RefSeq names its product v-Ki-ras2 Kirsten rat sarcoma viral oncogene homolog (gene kras). NCBI's taxonomy places the organism in Eukaryota, Metazoa, Chordata, Actinopteri, Pomacentridae. The record is from RefSeq and is a predicted model, not a curated record. The transcript is spliced from 5 exons. The coding region runs from base 260 to 826 and encodes 188 amino acids. Gene Ontology annotation, cellular component: membrane. Gene Ontology annotation, molecular function: GTP binding; GTPase activity. Gene Ontology annotation, biological process: signal transduction.